AAAAGGAGAGAGUGAAAAGGAGGAGAAAGAGACAAGCGAAGGCGGAGCACAGAACACAGCACAGGCCGGCAGGGUGUCACAGACAGAGACGGUGACAGAGACGUGUCCAUCCCAUCGCAUUACAGCAUCACAAACGGCAACAGAAGACAGGAGUGACUUCAUCCAUCCUGUCACAACAGGCACAGCCCUGUUUGCUCUGACCAUCAAUCGAAUAAACGACUGCGACUCCAUCAGCCCACCCCCUCCUCUUUCCCUCAUAAACUCUACAGAGACAGAAGCGCAGAGAGAGGACAAGGCUAAUCUGAAUUCGAGCCCAAGUGCAUCAGGAGCAGAACUGCUAGGCAGUGAUUUAUUACUUCCACCAGCAGAUUCUUCAGAAAGCGAAAGUCUUGCUGUGCAAGCCAACAAUCAACAGGUACAGAGUGCUUUACAAACUAAAUCCGCAAAUUGUGACACCAAGACUGAGUCACAGCAACAAAAACAAGAAACAAUUCUUACAAGAGAAGACACGUCUCAAUCAACUAAUCUGCAAGAGAACAUGAGGGAUAUCACUGGAUGUUGUACUAAAAUGGAAGGGCAUUUGCCUUCAAAAGGUAUGCAAAGCUCUUUUAAGGACCAAAAGGAUGCAGCAUUGACAUGUCAAAUGACUGAGUGUGCCUCUCUGCCCCCACGCAUGGUAUUUGAAAGUCUGCGUCAUCCAGUAAAAGAGGCUAGCUUCAACUUUAAAGGUUUUCUCAGCAUCAGCAAAGCAGAACUCCCUUCUCAGGCAGAACCAGAGGUUGUUCAGAGAAAUACUGUGCUUGAUGUUAUAGCAGAGGAGGAAACCAGUGUGAAAAACGAAACAUCUGCCCCUCAGGAAGAAGGUAAACAGGAAGAAAAUUGGAAACAAGAACCAAAAGUGGAACAAGAGGAAAUAAAGACUAAAAAGGACUGCACAGAAACAACAUCUCAGGAGCUGGGUGAGACUACUGUAAAACCUGAAGAAAAUGUUAAUGUAAAUUCAGGUGGAUUUGAAGAAAGUGUAAAAGUGACAAAUGAAACUCCUGAUGCCAGCAAGAGUAAUCGUGUUAAAUUUUCAGCACUGUUAACUGCAGAUGAGACCACCGGUGUUACAGAAGCAAAAGAUGUGGUUAAUGACACUCGAAAGGAAAUUGAAGCAAUUAAAGAGGAGGAAGAAUAUAAAGAAGCUUUGAAUACAACUCAAAUCAGUCACAAUGAGUCAGCGUCCACUGAAAAGAAUAAUGUUUUACUACAGGAUGUUUCAGAACAAGAGGGUCAUAAUUGCAGCUCUGCUGUAGUUCUUGCGCAGGCUGAUAAUGCUGUCUCUGAAAGAGUUGAACAGAUAACUUCAGAAAAGCUACUUAAAGCUAAGGAAAACCAAAUUGAAGAGACAGAUGGAAUAAAGGGAUUUGGAUUACCUGAAGCAGGUGACAUAGAAACCAAACUUCCCAAUAAUUCAAAGAAUCUUGUGAAUGACAGUCAAGAAAAACAGUCAAAAUACACAUGUGAAGAGGAGUCACAGGUAAAAACCAGCUCAUUGCCUCAAACCACAGUCCCUGACACAGACAGCACUUGCACUCAUCAAGACAAGAAUUUUAACACCAAACAGCCUAAUGAAACCUCAGAGAUGCCACUUUUGUCAAAAGUAGAUUCGUAUGCAGAUGUUGAGCCAUGUCAGACUAAAUCACAGUUCAGUGAUGAAAUGAUGAAAAGUGAUGGAAUGGAUGCUGGGAAUGAAGCUGUCACCUCUCUUACUGCAGUGGAGAUUACAGUACCAGCACAAAGGGAUCUUUCCUCAACUACCACACAAAGCGCUAACAGUGUUGCCAGGGAUGUGUCUGUCAUUGUACUAAAGGCUCCAGGCCCAAUGCUGAGUCACUGUGAGUCUAUUAGUGAUUGUGAUAUUGCUGUAGCAGACACUGGAGAGCAUUGCAGUGUGAAACGUGUUUGUGAGUCUGACCCAGAGAUUGUAAAGAAUAUUGCAGACAAAACUAAUCUACAACCAGAUGCUAAUGAAGACAUGUUAAGGAAACAAAAUGCUGAUCAUCCGCCAUACACUGUUGGUACCUCUGCACAGGAAACUGCAGCAUCAUCUGGAUCCCUUCUUCUCACAACUGACACACCAGAACAGGGAGGUGGUUCUUUGCUAAUGUCAAAGGAACCAGAUACUGUUGGAAAUACUAAGAUGAAAGAGAAUGAAGCAUUCAAUGGCACUGUGGAAUUGAAGAUUGUUAGAGAAGAUAAGAGAAAAGCACAUGUAAAUUCUAAACUUGAGGACAAUUCAUGCAAAGCACCUACAAGUGGUAUAACAGAUGAUGAAGUUAUUAAUAAAGACACAUCAGAAGGUUUUAGGCAAGUGAAGAGAGAGGAGAACAACAAUGAGUGUGCAAAAGAAACUCAAGAAAAAGCCAGUUCAAAACAAGAAGCAAGUAUCUCUCAGGAAGAUGGAAAUGAACAGAAAAACAUGGAGCAGGACAGAUGGAAGGAACAAGAAGAAAUGGCUUUUAGAGAGCAGAAGGACAGCAAAGAGAAAACAAAUACUUUUGAAGUAUCCUGUGCUGAUAAGAUACUUGAUUCUCAAACUACACUGAUAACACAAAAAACUCCUAAUGAUGACGUCAUAUGUGAUUCUCUCCUGAUGCCCUUAGAGGACAAACUUGGUACACAGAUGUCUGAAGAACCUAUUCAACAUGUGUCUGCAGACAAUGCAAAAAUAAAAACAGAUUUAUCUGAAGGAUUCAGGCAGGGGAUGAGUGAAGAAAAAAACAAGGAAUGUGUGCAAGAAAACAAGAAUUCCAUCACAGAAAAGGGCAGCAAAGACUGCACAAAUAAUUCUCUAAAACAAGAUGAGACUGUUGUAAAAGAAAAUACGGAUCAAACUCAACGAGAGAACCUGACAUCAAUGAAUCUCUUCAAGCUACCAGAAGAAAAUCGAAUAAAUGAAACCAUUUCAAAGGGAAAUUUGCAUUCCAGUUCUGUGCCUGAUCCUGGUGUAACCUUCAAAGGCAUCAUGAAAAAGACUGUGGAUCAUAGAAGGCCACCAACUGAAAAAUCUCUUCCGGUCAUUGAUCAGACGCUAUCUAAAGAUUUGGUGGCCUUGAGCCAGUCAGAUUUGGCAUUUCCACAGUCCCAAGAGCUCCAGCAGCAACAAAUGUUUAUGAGUGCCCCAGAAGCAGUGUUAAGUGUGGAUAAAAGCUGUGCAUUAAAAAAUGCUGAGACCAGUAAUCAUGCAGAUGCUGAUGCAAGUGAAAAGCAGGAGAAAGUGACAGUGUAUUGUAGUGCAGAGGCUCAAAGUUCCCCUGACAGCACAUCAGAGAGUGCUGAACUAGUGGGGGGCCAUCACAGAGAUUUUGAUGUUUACAGUAUUUGUCCACAGAAUGAAGAACACAGUAUACAAACAAAAGAACCAAGGGCUGGGAAAUCUCAUGUUUGUGGUGAGAGCACUUUAAGUGAAAUCCAAACACAGCCAGCUCCUAACUUGCCUGUGAAUGCAGUGUCAGCAUCUGAAACUUCCGAAUUCAAAAGGGUAACAAAGACUACCAAGGUGAAAGACUCUGCCAUCUCAGCAUCACAGGGAGGUGUAAAUAAACAUGCAGAAUUUAGCAAUUCACAGGUCAGUGCGGAUGAGUAUGGAAAUGUGUGGAAGGAAACCCUUGCCACUAAAAAAGGAGCAGAACUUCCUGUAAAUAACUCAAGUGGGCACUCAGUGAGUCCCGGCGUCUCACACUAUGAAGAAGGACUUAAAACAGAUGAGCAUUGUUUUGGCUUUGUUACUCCUGGAGACACUGGAAACACUGAGAUUAAACCUGAUUCAGUGAGUGAAGUUGCACAGAUGUCUGCUGCAGAACCUUCCCAACUUCAACAAGAGGAAGAGUUAGUUUUUCAGCCUUCUGAUCAACAGUGCCUCACCGCCACAUCAAUUUUUUCUGCCACUGUUCUCGAGGAAAGUAUUAAAGAAGAAAAAGAGACAAGUGUGGACCAGGCCUCUAAAGAUGCAGUAGAACCCAAUACUCCUAAUUCGACUCCCAAAUCCGAGACAGCUGCUUGGAGGAUGGAGCAGCUUAAUAAGCAUUUGUCAGAGCAAUCCCCAGACAGUACCCAAAACACAGAGGAACAGCAUACACAGUGUUCUGAAAAGCAGCUCAUGCAGUUACAACAUGCUGUAACUUGUUCAAGCACUGAAAACCAAAUUGGUACUAUGAAAGCAGAAGACACCUUUUCAAAUGACAGACAAGAGCCACAAGGAAUUCAAGAAGAGACAAGUAAACCAAUGAAUGAGACUGCUGAAAAAUGUCACAUGGAAAUCUCCAAUGGGACUGGACCUAAUUUGUCAGAGUAUGUAGUGAAAGAAAGCAUAUCCAAGGAAAACCAAAGCAAGGUAGAGGCGCACUCUUUAUCUGCCCCUGAGGAAACAAUAGUCUGUAAUGUAGACCAGCCAAUAGAAGUAGCCACUGAUGGGAUUUUGAUUGAAAUGGAUCAGGCUGUGUCAUUGUUAUGCCCUGAGACUGCUUCCAGUGUAGUCAAUGACCUCCAGGAUUCCAUUCAGCCCCCUUUCAUAGUCAAUCAACAGUCAAUUCAGCAGCCCUUUACAACUUUACAUGAAACCGCUACAGAUUCACUUGAAAGUAGCAGUGAGCAACACCCUGACAUAGCAGAUAGCUCUCUUGAAAAUGCAAAAGAAAUACAGAAAGAUGACAGUGAAGCUAGUGAAGAUAAAGUCAACAUGGUGUCAGAAGCUGCAGAUGAUGGGUUGCUGGGUUCAGGCCUGGGAGCAGUGCAGGUAUCGCAGGUUAAAGACAGUUCAGACAGCCAAGGCUUAAGUGCAGACUUUGUGCCCGAGAGGUCAAAUAAAGUCAACUCUUCUGAAGUGUCUGAUUGGCUCAGAGUUCUGAAGGAGGCAGCCUCCAUGUCUCAGAUCAUUCCAGAGCAGAAAGACAAGACUACCUGUGGAUCUACAGAGAACAGACCAUUUGAGAGCUUCGGUUCGCCUCAGGCAGAGCUAGAAUUCCGAACCCCAACAGGGGAGUUUUUACCCCCUGCCCCUGAGGAGAGUUUCCCCCCUGGUCCUGAGGAGAGUUUCCCCCCUGCUCCUGAGGAUACGUUCCCCCUUGCUUGUGAGGACAGUUUUCCCCCUGCUCCAGAGGACAGCUUUCCUCCUCCACCUGAGGAGAGCUUUCCACCUGUACCUGAGGAGAUUUUUCCCCCUGCACCUGAGGAGAGUUUUCCCCUUUUAACUGAGCAACCAGAUGAAGCAUCAGACUGCAGGUCUCCUGUGUUAGAAGCUGCAGAGUGGUGUGAGCCUGUUCCCUCUCCUCCAUCACUCCCACCACUGCACAGCAUUGCUCCUGCCCUCCCUGCCCACCUGCUCCAGGACACGCUAGAGUUCCCUACACCGCCCCCUACCCCUCCGGACAGGGCUCCCGCUGAGCCUCAGACCUUUCCUCCUGCUCCUGAUCCUUCCGAUCUACCCCAGAUUUCCCCUGACAUCCCUUUGCCUCCUCCAGUCCAACAGCUCCAGCACUCUGAGCCUUCAGCAAGGAGCUCAGACUCAGACGGAGCUUUCGAAACCCCAGAGUCCACCACUCCUGUGAAGUCCUUGUCCCCACCAGUGCCCCCAGCAGAGCACCCCUACACCAGCUCGGAGACAUUGUCCCCUAAACACACAGCUUCUACUUCUGACGUCCCUGCCAGUGAAGGUGAAGACCCAUCACUGCAUAGAUCACCCAGUCGCUCUGAUUCGACAGCCUUUGAUGAGGACAAACCAAUAGCUGCUAGUGGCACAUACAACCUAGAUUACUUAAUCUCUAAUGACCCUUUCCCAGAAUCAAAUUUUGGUUCAGGAUCAACCCGAGCACCUCUUACCCGCUCUCAAAGCCUACAGUCUGGUGAGUUAGAGAGCCCAGGAAACAAAUCCCCAGGAAUCUCAGACAAACCCAUUCAUCCACGGACAGAGUCCUUCAGCAUAGGAACAGAGAGUGCACCGGGAACCCUUCGUAGAGUGAAGAAGCCCCGUCCAGGUUCCCUGAAGAAGAAGCCUCUCUCCAGACAAAACUCAAACCCAGAGCGUUCUUCUCCUAAAACUGUGUCCUCCAGCAGCACUCCGGAACAGAAAAAGAGAGGGAAACCCCGUCCUGAAAGCCCCUUACAAACCCAAGAGAGGCCUAGUUCCUCUCCUAGCCCUAGUCCUAGCCCAGCUGGUACCCUACGCAGGAACAGGAUAAAGUCUCAAGUAGAGAGUUCUCCACCUUUGGCUGAGGAGAUUACGACCACCUCAAUAUCAGCUCAACCCUUACUGGAACUACCUGAUCCAGUACCAGAGGCUUCAACUGUCCCUGACGAGGAGUCCCCUAUCCCUCCCAGUGGCUCCUACAAAUGGGAUCCGGAUAACUUUGAAGAUAUUAACCCAUUCAGUACGGGAGGCAGUAAGAUUGCCAACUCGCCAGUCUUGGGCAGGAAGGCUGACUUUACAUCAGUUCCAGACACCUCUGCUGCUCUGGAACAGCCCCAAGCCCCUUCCCCUCCUAAAGCGCAACCCCCAAACGUUGAGGAACAGCCAAUCCCCAAUCGUCAACCAGUCAGACUGGAGUUUGACUAUUCAGAGGACAGUGGAGAGGCACCACGCAGUACUCCUCCUCCCAAAAACCUGGGCAAGAAACCAGGUGCAAAGAUGCCCAUCCGAAAGCCUAAACUAGGGAUAAAGAAGGCCCCUCCACCCCAAAUGGAGCAGCUAGACAAUGCACCUCUCCCAGCACUUUCAGUUGACAAUGACGAUAUCCCAAUCCCCAAGGCAUCAUACAACUUUGACCCCAGCAAGUGGGAAGACCCUAAUUUUAAUCCAUUUUCUUCAAACACUGGUAUCCCCAAUUCUCCAGGUCUUUCUAAAGGAUCCUACAGCUUUGAAUCAGACUCCUUUGAUGACUCGAUCAGUCCCUUCAAAUCAUCCAGCAAGAUUGGGAACUCUCCCCCAAAAGGUGCCUCUUUUGACCAGACCAGCAAUGAUAAUGAAAACGACAACGAUCACAUUGUUGAGCUGGGGGAUCACAACCAGAACAAACCUGCCAAAACCAAGAAGAAGCCUCUCAAAUCUAACACUUUUAGAGUGAAGAAGUCUCCAAAGAGGACUCAGAUUCCUGAUCCGCCAGCACAAUGUUGUCCUGUGUGUUCUCCACUCUCGCCCACCACUUCACACACACAUCAUCACCUGCAGGAGCACUCGCCCGAUGCAGAUCCCGACCCUUCCCAAGAUCAUGCCACAGAUGAGGAGAAACUGGCCUCCUCCACCAAUCAGAAAUGGACUAGACAUGAUGUGGAGGUGGAGCUGACCUCUGGCCCCCAAGAUUUCCCACAGCCGACCGACUUCACAGCUUUUGUCAAUGAGAAUAGUUUGCCCGCACAGAGUGAUGUUACAGACUAUGAGAUUGAGUACAUGGAGAAGAUUGGCUCUUCUGCACCUCCUCCCUCUGGGAAGAAACCAUCACUUUAUCUGAAACUUGACUCCGUGACAGAAAGUACAAAGAGCACCUCCAAUAUGAAUGAUUCAGAGCCCAACUCCCCCUGCACUGGGAGCUUUGAGGAGAUGGAGGCUCAGAUUUCGCAGGGUAAAUCCCCAGUGCUGCCACCACGUGGCACUCGUGAUCCUAUGGCUUCAGACAAAAGCAGAAAGAGGGACAGUCAGUCUCAGAGUCGAACGCAGAGCAAUGAGAGAGAUGGAGCGUCCCCUAUCCAGGGCCCCAUGGACCCCUCAGAUCUGCCUCUCUUAGACAGGCUGUCUGAUUCACCUGCCCCUCUCAGCUACCUGGAGCCUGAUUUGGCAGAGACCAACCCCACUGCCUUCGCCCAAAAACUGCAGGAGGAACUGGUGCUCGCAGCCCUGAGGAUAGAGGCUCUACAGGUAGCCAAAAACAUCUCUCAGAGCCCCACUUUGUCCACUGUGUCCCCCCAGUCUCGUCUCAAGAAGCCCAGCCCACGUCGCUGGAAUAUCAACGGUUCUCACAUGGAUAAAAGGGAAAUGGCCUCACCGGGGGACAGCAGCGUUUUGAAGGGCUCCCUCUACUCCCGAACAGGAUACAUUGAAGGAGAAAGUCCUCAUCUGCCACGUGACAUGGACCACUCUCUGGGCAUUGCCCGAGAAGAGAUUGUUGUGAAAGAGAAAGAAGCCAUGGAGUGGAAGAGGAAAUACGAAGAGAGUAGACGGGAGGUGGAGGAGAUGAGGAGGAUAGUUAUGGAAUAUGAAAAGACCAUUGCAGAGAUGAUUGAUAAAUCUUUCGUGCCUCCGGACCCAAACACCGAGGGUGAACAGAGGGAGAAGUCUGUGUCUCACCACACUAUCCAACAGCUGAUCCUGGAGAAGGACCAGGCUUUGGCUGAUCUUAACUCUGUGGAGAAAUCCCUUGCUGACUUGUUCCGUCGCUACGAGAAGAUGAAAGAUGUUUUGGAAGGUUUCCGCAAAAAUGAGGAUGUCCUGAAGAAAUGUGCGCAGGAGUAUCUGUCUCGUGUCCGUAAGGAGGAGCAGCGAUAUCAGGCCCUAAAGAUCCAUGCUGAGGAGAAACUGGAUAAGGCAAAUUCUGAAAUUGCUCAGGUGAGAGCCAAAGCCAAGCAGGAGCAGGCAGCACAUCAGGCCAGUCUGAGGAAAGAGCAGAUGAAGGUGGAUUCACUGGAGCGCACACUGGAACAAAAGAACAAAGAAAUCGAGGAACUGACCAAAAUUUGUGAUGAACUGAUUGCCAAGAUGGGGAAGAGCUAGCUGUCCAUUCAACAGUGUUCAGUCCAAACCACAAAGAGACAACAACAACGACUGUAAUGAUGGAGUAGCAGGGGGAACGUGUCGGGUAUUGUUUGUUUCUCUUUCUAAUGGACAGAACUAUGAACUAAACGAACAAAAGGAUCUCACACUACUGACGUCUUCACAUAAACUGUCCCAUUGACUGGGAAAACACACUAGAUUCUGGCUGUAAUUAUUUUCUCUGCAUUUUGAUGUAUUAAUGUACACCAACUUACCUAUGUUGAGGGUCUUGUGAAAGUACUGCCCAUCAGUAGAGACUUUUUUUGACAGUCUGUAUAGCUCACACGCACACAAACAGAGAGUAUGUGUUUAUAGUGAGUCUGAAGUUAUGAGUGUCUUUGCCAUGACAACCACUGAUGGAGCCGACUGUUAAACUGAACCCUGUCGUACCCUCUUCUUAACUCCAAAACACCAGAGACAAUAUAAAUAUAUAUAGAAUAUAUAAUGUAAAACAGAUGAACUAAUCAUUCAGUUGUCACAAAGUGGUAUUCAUGUUCAUGAAAAAAACAUGCAUGUUGUAGGCCUUGACGGUUUUGUAAAUAUGAUAAAAAAUGACUUGAAUAUAGUAAAGGAACACAACUGCAGAUUUUGGUACCGAUCUGCUUCCUUGUGUAUCUUUGUAGAUACUUGUUGUUCAUUUGAUUCGUUGUCUUUUAGCAACACUGAUGUGCGAUUUUAUUUUUGGAUUUUAUUUUGAUAUAUAAAAGAACUCACUCGACGCUGUCAGUGGUUCUGAGCUAAUUUAAUCUGAAUGGUUUUGUCUCAGUCAUGCUAAAGCUGAUGUUUCACACUGUCAGUUGUGCAGGACAUGCUUACAAAGUGCAAUAAAAGAUGGCAAUACA
This is a messenger RNA of Danio aesculapii, 9624 nucleotides long. RefSeq names its product transforming, acidic coiled-coil containing protein 2 (gene tacc2). Gene Ontology annotation, cellular component: cytoplasm. Gene Ontology annotation, biological process: cerebral cortex development; cell population proliferation; mitotic spindle organization. Bases 539 to 8743 code for a protein of 2734 amino acids. The record is from RefSeq and is a predicted model, not a curated record. The transcript is spliced from 21 exons. NCBI's taxonomy places the organism in Eukaryota, Metazoa, Chordata, Actinopteri, Cypriniformes, Danionidae.